AUGAAGAUUAACAAUAUAAUAACGGAUUAGAUAAUAGCAAAUAUAUUUUAAUUAUUAAAUCUAGUGGAGAUUACUUUUUUAAAAAAGAUUAAAUUGCUUAUCGAUAAGAAAUGUUAGAAAAAUAAGGCCAUGGAAGUUUUUGGUAAUGUUUUUAAGGUUCAUGAUCAUAAAAAUAAAUAAAAUACUACCUUAAAAAUAAAAAAAAAAUAAAAAAAAAUUUUAUAAUCAAGCUCUCAUUGA
Paramecium sonneborni is the source of this 240-nucleotide messenger RNA. The record is from the annotation of a GenBank genome assembly. NCBI's taxonomy places the organism in Eukaryota, Ciliophora, Oligohymenophorea, Peniculida, Parameciidae.